CGUCGUUGUUUUAGGAAUAAAGGGGUCAAGCUUGAAAGUGAUGAUGAUGGUAGGUAGAUUCCAAAACUAGCCACAGAAAUCGCAGAAAGACGAUGGAGGAAGCCAAGGGACUGGUAAAGCACAUCUUCCUAGCCAAGUUCAAAGAAGGAAUCCCAUCCGACCAAAUUGAGAAACUGAUUAAGGGAUAUGCCAAUCUCGUCAAUCUCAUCGAACCCAUGAAGGCUUUUCAAUGGGGUACAGAUGUGAGCAUUGAGAACCUGCACCAAGGUUUCACUCACGUCUUUGAAUCUACCUUUGAAAGUACAGAAGGAGUUGCAGAGUAUGUAUCUCAUCCCGCCCAUGUUGAAUUUGCCAAUUUGUUCUUAGCUGCUGUGGAGAAAGUUAUCGUCAUUGACUACAAGCCCACUGCUCUUCGCCUUUAAACCGUGAGGCCAAGGAGACCGAGGGAGGAGAGAAAGCAAGCUUUUGUAUGAGAGCUGAGAGUUUCCAUACCCAAGCAACAGUUGAUGCAGAAGCUAUGGAUGAGGAUGAGGAAUGAGAUCAUUUAAGAACUUUGUGUAAUUCUGUUUGUGGAACUCUUUUGGAUGUGUGAAUGUUCAAUAAUGUGUUUAUUUACAUGUUUGAUUGAUAAUGACAGUAUGGUUUUACAUUGUA
This is a messenger RNA of Hevea brasiliensis (rubber tree), 654 nucleotides long. RefSeq names its product stress-response A/B barrel domain-containing protein HS1. Gene Ontology annotation, biological process: pollen tube adhesion. The transcript is spliced from 3 exons. NCBI's taxonomy places the organism in Eukaryota, Viridiplantae, Streptophyta, Magnoliopsida, Malpighiales, Euphorbiaceae. Bases 93 to 422 code for a protein of 109 amino acids. The record is from RefSeq and is a predicted model, not a curated record.